CCAAGAGUUCUUCCCGCGGGAGUACGCUGCAAGGGCUGAGGCUGUUGGACUAAGUUUUGAGCCUUUAUCAUCGGGUAGUUCGCUCAACAAUGAUAGCAGAAGCAUGCCUCACAGGGUUGGCAAUGUGCACCUUGGUGUUGGAUGUGACAAUUGUGGAGCAGAACCGAUUCGAGGUAACAGGUAUAGCUGCAUGGACUGUGCGGUGGGUUACGAUCUUUGUGAAGACUGCCAUUCAAAGGGGUCAACAUGCGGGGGGCGAUUUAACCAGCAACACCUGCCUGGCCAUAGAAUGGAAGCUAACAAUACACUGCUCCUGAAAAAUGUUAUGGACUACAACAGUAUCACAGAUAAUGAGCUAUGGAACGACAAUGAGCAGCCUCAGCCAGGGGGUGAGGAGCAUGAUGAGGAUAAUGGGGUGGAGGAAUAUGCGGAAGAUGAGGAAUAUGAGGAAGAUGAGGAGGAUGUUGAGGAUGUCGAUGAGGAACGUACAACCUGCAGAAUUGUGUAACUGCGGCUCAUGUUGAAUCGUGAUGCCAUAUACUCAUGUUGAAUUCUUAAGUGAUUAUCGCUUCACUAAGAGUUGCUUUGUAACCAAACAAUUAGGGAUUUUAGUCUGAUUAAUGGAUACAACAUAAUCUGGUAACUAAA
Molecule: messenger RNA, 648 nt
Organism: Triticum dicoccoides
Lineage: Eukaryota; Viridiplantae; Streptophyta; Magnoliopsida; Poales; Poaceae
Product: E3 ubiquitin-protein ligase PRT1-like
Exons: 3
Coding region: 104-508 (134 amino acids)
Biological process (GO): proteasome-mediated ubiquitin-dependent protein catabolic process
Molecular function (GO): ubiquitin protein ligase activity; zinc ion binding
Source: RefSeq, a predicted model, not a curated record